UAGCUUCUCUGCUCCUAUUGGCUGGCGCGGCAGAGAAAUCUCUGGGGAGAGAGACGAUUGGCGGAAGGGCGGAGGGAGGCGGGGACGUGGGCAGCGGCGCGGCUCGCCAUUGGCUGCCCAGGAGGGGGCCGGCCGACGUUGGGAAGCAGGAAGUGGUUGCUAAGAGCGUGGCCAUGGCUAACGGGGACGACGCAAACGGCCUGAGGAAAGUGCUGGCCACUUUCAAGUCCUGCCUUGAUGAGAAGCAGGAAGUUUUGAUGGAUCCUUACUUAGAAGGCUGGAAAGGGCUUGUCAGGUUUCUGAACACCAUGGGCGCAAUCUUCUCCUUCGUUUCCAAAGAUGCGGUUGCCAAGAUCCAGAUCAUGGAGGACUUCCGGAGCGGGGAGCAGAAGGAGAACUAUGUCAGUAUUCACGCCAUGGUGAAGUAUGAGUUGGACAACAACCUGGUGGACUUGAAGAAGCAAGACUUCUACCCGACCUCCGGCACCCGGACAAUCUUGCGCCUCCACCGCGCCCUCCGCUGGCUGCAGCUCUUCCUGGAGGGCCUCAGGACCAGCGGCCCGGAAACCCGGACGUCGGUGGUCUGCACGGAGGCGUACAACGCCUCCCUGGCCAACCACCACCCGUGGAUUAUCCGCAAGGCAACCACCAUGGCCUUUUACACCCUGCCUGCUCGGGAAGCCUUCUAUGCAAACAUGAAGGUGGGCGACCAAGACGAGGCAGUGGAGAUGCUGGGAGAGGCUUUGCCCAGCCUCAAGCAGAUCUACGAUGUCACGGAAGCUCUGUAUAGCCAGCACGACCUCCUUAGCCUCCCGUAACAGAGCUGGCCGCCCCCCACCAAUCAGUGUUUCUCUGAACAUCACAGAUGAAAAGCAAGCGUAGAUCGCACAUAUUCCAUGCUCAUGCCUGUACACGUCUAGGGCAGCUUGUUGGCACUUUUUUGUUGUCUUCUAUCAAUCAGGAUUCCUAUAAGCGGGAAGCACUUCAAACCAUCCCUACGCUGGCUUCAAUCACCCAGACAGCUGAAUAAACAGAAAUGGUCCCAGUUUUUCUGGGACAAGAGCAGAGAGCCUGCAGCCUUCCUGAUGUUGCUGGAUUCCAGUUCCCAUCUUUCCUUUCCGUUGGCCGUUCUGGCUGGUGAGAGUUGCAGGUCCAACAACAGAAUAAAACCACAACCGCCAUCAUUCCUGACUGUUGGCCAUCCUGGCCGGGGCUGAUGGGAGUUCAACAACAAAGUUAAACCACAACCCCCAUCAUUCCUGACUGUUGGCCAUGCUGGCUGGAGCUGAUGGGAAUUGGAGUCCAACACCACCUGGGAGGUUUCCCCAUACCUGAUCUGAGGGACGUUCCCCACUCGCGCGAGGGAAUGCCUCUUCUAAAUAGAGGCAUUCCUCCAGUCUCUCAUAUGCAGCAGGGAAUGCUGUUUCUUAGAGCAAGGUGCAGGGACGCCGUGGCCCUUCACAAUGUUGCUGGACUACAACUUCCACCGCCCCUGGCCGUUGGCCAUGUUUGCUGGGGCAGAUGGGAGUUGUAGUUCAGCUCCAUCUGGAGGGCUGCAGGCUCCCCACACCUGUUUCACCAAAAUGGGGUUGUCGCCCACUAUAUUUACUCAGAGUAAACCUGCUGAAAUUAGCGCCCCCAAGUUAAUCACUCCCGUUAUUUCAGUGGGUUUACUCUGAAUGGGACUAACAUGGGAUGCAGCCCAUGGUUUUUAAGGCUAUUCUUUUCCCAGAUGUACCUGGGAGGUAAAACUCCAUAAACAAUAAACCUCCUCUCAGGGUACAAACAGACAAGAGCCUGGAAACGGGUCAUUCCGGCUACUUGGUUUACUUGUGCUCGCUGUCAAUCAACCCUGAUUUUGUUUGAUGAAGUGUAACCAUUUUUUCUUACAAUGAGGUUAAGCUUUAAAGGGAAAAGGGUUUUUUUGCUUGUUUUUUUACAGUGGAUUGAUGCAUACCUGUUUUAGUGGCCAUGUGAUCAAGGGGGAGAGUUUUGGAGAGGUGGAGAAGAUGCCUCAAUGAACAACAAGAUCCACAUGCCUGAACAGAGAAUCUUGUAGGCAGUGGAGGCCAGUGGCUCUGACGUCAGUAGGGCAGCGAAUCCAGUCCAGGUUUUAGUCCAAUCUUGGUAGGAUCUCUCCAAGGUGCUGAAGCCUAAUCUCCAAAACCAGGUUCAGCACUUUGGACAGCUCCUUGAAAAGCCACCGACCUCCACUGUUUGCAGGAACUCUGCCAAGUCCUCCGUUCCACCAGCAUGCAAUGGCAAGUACUGUAACACCCCCACCCUUUCCCUCAAAUGACGCCCUUCAGAGCCUCACGUUCCUGUAUGUGACUCUCCAGUAAGCACACUCCUCCCACUGUGAACAUUAAUGGCCUGUGCUUUGGGGGCAACAGGAGACCUCUGUGAUCAGUUCUCAACCAGGAGCAUUGCUGUGCAUAGCCAGCUGAGGACCACCGUUGAGGGUGAGCAAGGACUCAUACGAAUCCAAAGGGGGAUCUCCUUCCAUGCACACAGCAGAGGGCAAAUAUAAUGCACAUGGUCCUCUGUCGCAGUCUGGAAAACUGGCAAUUGCUCUUUAGUAUGCUGGAUGUGGGAACAAUCAUCCUCUUUAGCAGGGGGUGGGGAACUUGUUGCCCUUCAGACCUCAAUGUUUUUCAUGCCAAGAGCGGGGAACCUUGGCCCUCCUGAUAUUGCUGAACUACAACUCCCAUCUGCCCCAGCAAGCAUGGCCCAUGCAUAGCAAGCCAGCCAAGGAGGAUGGGAGUUCUAGUUCAGCAACAUCUGGAGAGCUAAAGGUUCCCAAUCUAGAGAUUUUUUUGUUUUUUGAUUAAGUGGUAUAUGCAUCUUGCUAAAUGAAUAUAUUAAAUAAAUCUGGAGAGGACCAUUGGUUCCCUAUCAAUUGUAACUGAACUGCUGGACCAUCUUAAUACCUCCCCCCCCCCCCCGAGAUAAGACUUUUCAUUUAGAAAAGCUUUUAAAACAAAAUUCACUGUUGACUUUUCAAUGCAUAUUUGCAUAAGGCUGUUUGCCAAACCCUUGGCUUGAAGACAAUCACACCUGUGUUUUAAAAGUGGCAUAAUGAUUUUUCGGCUCAUGCUAUGCUUUUAUGUUAAGUUCCCUUUCUGGGUACAAAUCAGACCUGUACCAGUGUUCUUGUGUUUUCUGCCUCAUGUAAUUCGGUUUAAACUAUCAUUGCCUUCUUGGGGGGGGGGGGCACUAUGAAAGUAUUUGCACUUACGGCACUGUUUACGGGAUGCAUGCACUGUGAUUUGUAUCUACUUUACCUCUGGUGUCGCUUGGGUUGAAAAAAUAAUCAUCUGU
Rhineura floridana is the source of this 3321-nucleotide messenger RNA. RefSeq names its product ceramide-1-phosphate transfer protein (gene CPTP). Gene Ontology annotation, biological process: ceramide transport; intermembrane lipid transfer. Bases 174 to 818 code for a protein of 214 amino acids. NCBI's taxonomy places the organism in Eukaryota, Metazoa, Chordata, Lepidosauria, Squamata, Rhineuridae. Gene Ontology annotation, cellular component: cytoplasm; membrane; cytosol. Gene Ontology annotation, molecular function: ceramide 1-phosphate transfer activity; ceramide 1-phosphate binding. The transcript is spliced from 3 exons. The record is from RefSeq and is a predicted model, not a curated record.